Molecule: messenger RNA, 1963 nt
Organism: Peromyscus leucopus (white-footed mouse)
Lineage: Eukaryota; Metazoa; Chordata; Mammalia; Rodentia; Cricetidae
Product: sodium/glucose cotransporter 5-like
Exons: 4
Coding region: 1583-1963 (126 amino acids)
Biological process (GO): transmembrane transport
Cellular component (GO): plasma membrane
Molecular function (GO): D-glucose:sodium symporter activity
Source: RefSeq, a predicted model, not a curated record
UGCUGGGAUUAAAGGCGUGCGCCACCACUGUCCAGCCUGUGAUAGAUUUUGAGCUAAAUUUCCAUAAGGUUUGAUGGUUGAGUUGUGGUUAAGUUUUUGUCCUAUACAGGAGGAAACAGCCUUGGAGACAUUAAAAGAUCACUCUACAUCACACAGGAAGGGUCUGGAGAAACCGGUUUCCAGCUGGAGCCAAUGUGCCUGUUUUCAGUACCUACUAGCCAAACAGCAUCUGAGCAGGCUCCCAGAGGUGGGCUAGGAUGUGCCGGAUGGAAUGUAGUGAGGACUUGAACUGCCCUUUAAGGCAGUGCGUUUGACAAGCUCCCUUAGGAGAAGGUCAUUCAGUCGGUCAACAAACUUGGGCGGUAUUUGCCAUAUGUGGGCUAUGCUAGGCAUGACUGAAACCCAGAACUCUCCCAGGGACCCCAUGGCUGUAGUGUGAUGGGGAGCUGACAGAGUUGUGAGGUUAUUGGUGCUGAGGAAGAUAAUGCUGCCAGACCUGGAGAAGCCAAACGUCCGUCUGUCGUCUGUCUGUCUGUCUGUCGUAAGAUCAGAGGAAUGAGUUUAAAUUCCUUGGGAUAAUGAGGGGGGAGGGGGGUUCCAAGGAAAAGGAACAGCAGAGGCAGAGGCUCAAGGAUGCCCACGAAAGCCUGGGUGCUGCCUGCCUGCUGUGGGGGCCGAGAAGGAAGGUGGGCAAAGGGUCAGGGUUUGGAACAGUCUGAGCCUUGUGACCCUCUGUGAAAUACGGGGCACCUCCCAGGAUGGCGAGCAGGCCAGGCCAGGGCAGACUGGUAGAUAGAAGGGGCCGUGAGGAGGUGGCAUCCUGUCACUAGGAACCAAGUUGGACUUGGCACUGGCCUUGGGGAAGGAGGAUGUGGGGUAGAGACAGGUGGUCCCAGGCACAGGAUGACACCAGUCUCAGGUGUCCAGGGCAGAACUCAUGGGAGGAGUCUGGGUCAGGCACAGUGACCUUGGGGGAUCCCUUCACUUUAAGAGUCGUUAUGCUGGGGUGCUGCUGUCCUUUCCUCCCAACAGGGUUGGGUCUCCAGUGGCAGAACUGGCAGGGCUGGGCCUAGGAUGCAAGUCUGUCUCCUUAAGAUUCUGACCCAUGAGGUCUCAGGAGCCUGUCGCCACAGAGUCCCAGGCUCUGUUCUGGGUCUGUGUGUCUCAGCAAUGAUGUCUUCCUCAGGAGUGUAAACCCCCCCCAGGUUGGGCAGUGGGAGAAAGUCCCUAAACUGCACGGGCUCUUCCUGGGAACCUCUCCCCUUCUCUUCCUCAACCCUUCCUCCCUCCUCCCUCCUCUCAUUUACUCAUCCCUUCAUUCAGCAAAAGUUCAGACUGUCUCCUCUGGGCCCAGCCCUGGGCUGGGCGAGGCCUGGAACUUGGGGCAUGAUUCAAACUGGUGUCUGCCCUUGGGGUGCUGACAAGGAAGGUGGCACAGUAAACAAACAGCAGGAGCUCAUCCUGGGCCUCAGGAGCGCGGGGCAGGUGGACAGAUGACGUGGCCUGUGUGGUACCAUCCGAGUGUCUGCGGGCCUGUGGGGCUGAGAUUGGCUGCUCCAACAUUGCCUACCCAAAGCUGGUCAUGGAGCUGAUGCCCAUAGGUCUUCGAGGGCUGAUGAUAGCCGUGAUGAUGGCUGCGCUCCUGUCGUCGCUGACAUCCAUCUUCAACAGCAGCAGUACACUCUUCACCAUGGACAUCUGGAGGCGGUUUCGGCCCUGCGCCGGAGAGCGGGAGCUGCUGCUGGUCGGACGGCUGGUCAUCGUGGUGCUCAUAGGCGUGAGCGUGGCCUGGAUCCCAGUCCUGCAGGGCUCCAACAGCGGACAGCUCUUCAUCUACAUGCAGUCGGUGACCAGCUCGUUGGCGCCCCCUGUCACCGCCAUCUUCGUCCUGGGCAUCUUCUGGAGGAGGGCCAAUGAGCAGGUGGGUAGCACAGAACAGAUCCGCGUGGCCACGCUUCCCUGA